Pan troglodytes (chimpanzee) is the source of this 1748-nucleotide messenger RNA. It is a transcript of the gene CLDN5, whose product is annotated as claudin 5. The coding region runs from base 517 to 1173 and encodes 218 amino acids. Gene Ontology annotation, cellular component: membrane; bicellular tight junction. The record is from RefSeq and is a predicted model, not a curated record. NCBI's taxonomy places the organism in Eukaryota, Metazoa, Chordata, Mammalia, Primates, Hominidae. The transcript has 2 exons. Gene Ontology annotation, molecular function: structural molecule activity.
AUUGCCACUGGUGGGAGGGCAGGGCACAGCCCCUCCGUGUCCCUUUUUUCUCUCCUGUCUGAAGGCCAGAGCAGGCUGCUAGGCCUGGGGCCACCACUGCCCCUGGGUGUACACCCAGUGUGCUGGGUCACUGGGAACUUCCUGAAGUGGUGUCACCUGAACUGGGCCCCCAAGGAUGGGGUGCGGGCAGUACCGCAGGAAGAGGAGCAGCCCCUGUGAAGAUUGAGAGCUGCCAGAGGCUCUGUGAUUGGCUGCGGGACGAUGACCCGCGCACGGAUUGGCUGCUUCGGGCCGGGGGGCCGGGCCCGGGGGACAGAAUCCGCCCCCGAACCUUCAAAGAGGGUACCCCCCGGCAGGAGCUGGCAGACCUAGGAGGUGCGACAGACCCGCGGGGCAAACGGACUGGGGCCAAGAGCCAGGAGCGCGGGCGCAAAGGCACCAGGGCCCGCCCAGGGCGCCGCGCAGCACGGCCUUGGGGGUUCUGCGGGCCUUCGGGUGCGCGUCUCGCCUCUAGCCAUGGGGUCCGCAGCGUUGGAGAUCCUGGGCCUGGUGCUGUGCCUGGUGGGCUGGGGGGGUCUGAUCCUGGCGUGCGGGCUGCCCAUGUGGCAGGUGACCGCCUUCCUGGACCACAACAUCGUGACGGCGCAGACCACCUGGAAGGGGCUGUGGAUGUCGUGCGUGGUGCAGAGCACGGGGCACAUGCAGUGCAAAGUGUACGACUCGGUGCUGGCUCUGAGCACCGAGGUGCAGGCGGCGCGGGCGCUCACCGUGAGCGCCGUGCUGCUGGCGUUCGUUGCGCUCUUCGUGACCCUGGCGGGCGCGCAGUGCACCACCUGCGUGGCCCCGGGCCCGGCCAAGGCGCGUGUGGCCCUCACGGGAGGCGUGCUCUACCUGUUUUGCGGGCUGCUGGCGCUCGUGCCACUCUGCUGGUUCGCCAACAUUGUCGUCCGCGAGUUCUACGACCCGUCUGUGCCCGUGUCGCAGAAGUACGAGCUGGGCGCAGCGCUGUACAUCGGCUGGGCGGCCACCGCGCUGCUCAUGGUAGGCGGCUGCCUCUUGUGCUGCGGCGCCUGGGUCUGCACCGGCCGUCCCGACCUCAGCUUCCCCGUGAAGUACUCAGCGCCGCGGCGGCCCACGGCCACCGGCGACUACGACAAGAAGAACUACGUCUGAGGGCGCUGGGCACGGCCGGGCCCCUCCUGCCAGCCACGCCUGCGAGGCGUUGGAUAAGCCUGGGGAGCCCCGCAUGGACCGCGGCUUCCGCCGGGUAGCGCGGCGCGCAGGCUCCUCGGAACGUCCGGCUCUGCGCCCCGACGCGGCUCCUGGAUCGGCUCCUGCCUGCCCCCGCAGCUGGCCUUCUCCUGCCACUAGCCCGGCCCUGCCCUUAACAGACGGACUGAACAGUUUCCUUUUCUGUGCGCGGCGCUGUUUCCAUAGGCAGAGCGGGUGUCAGACUGAGGAUUUCGCUUCCCCUCCAAGACGCUGGGGGUCUUGGCUGCUGCCUUACUUCCCAGAGGCUCCUGCUGACUUCGGAGGGGCGGAUGCAGAGCCCAGGGCCCCCACCGGAGAGAUGUGUACAGCUGGUCUUUACUCCAUCGGCAGGGCCCGAGCCCAGGGACCAGUGACUUGGCCUGGACCUCCCGGUCUCACUCCAGCAUCUCCCCAGGCAAGGCUUGUGGGCACUGGAGCUUGAGAGAGGGCGGGAGUGGGAAGGCUAAGAAUCUGCUUAGUAAAUUGUUUGAACUCUC